AUGAUUUCGAAGGUUGUCUUUUCUAUUCUUUUGGCUAUUGUGGCGGUUCAGGCGAAACCUGGAGGCAGAAGAUCUCCACCAUGCGGAAUCCCACCAUUCUUGGAUUCACUUCCAGAAGAUGCUCAAGAGAAGAUCAAUGAUAUCUGGAAGGAUUACAAAGAGGGAGAUAAGUGUUACGAGGAGCAAGGAUUGACUCGUGAAGUGAUUGAUGCCCUCCCAAAAGAAGCCAGAAAGAACCUUCACAAGAGACCAACUCUUCCAUUCUUGAAAGGAGUUCCAAAGGAGACACUCGCUAAAUUCGAGGAGAUUUUCAAGGAUAAGUCAAUCAAAUGGAGUGAGAAACCAGAGAAGAUCGAAGCACUUGCUGAGAAGGAACUCACUGGAGAUAACCUGAAGAAGUUCAAGGAAUUCAAGGAGAAGAAGGAGAAGGAAGAUAAGGAGUACAAGGAGAAGGAAACCAAGUUGUCAGAGGAAGCGAAGAAAGCUCAUGAGAAGAUCGAGGCAUUGAACAAGCAAAAGUUCGAGAUUCUCGGAGAUUUGAGUGAGAAGGCGAAGGAAGAACUCUUCGAUUUGUGGAGAAGUCGUCCACAUUUCAGAGGAGGACGUCAUGGAGGAAAACACUAG
Messenger RNA from Caenorhabditis remanei, 624 nucleotides. RefSeq lists its product as uncharacterized. The record is from RefSeq and is a predicted model, not a curated record. Bases 1 to 624 code for a protein of 207 amino acids. The transcript is spliced from 2 exons. Lineage: Eukaryota; Metazoa; Nematoda; Chromadorea; Rhabditida; Rhabditidae.